AUGUCAAAAACAGUGGCAACACGAACCAAGAAACUUUUUGUAGAAUUACCACAUUGGAAAGUAGUAUCAAGACCAGUGGAUCAACGAUCGGAAGUAACUGUCUAUGUAAAAGGAUUUCUAGCUGAAGGAGAUACACCAGAAAACUUUGACGAUUGGUUACACUCUCAUAAAUUAUUGGUACUUAGUCCAAAGCAUCGUUGGGGUUCAGCAGCAUUAGGAUAUUCAUGGCCUUCAGGUUCUUCACUUCAUCAUAUUCCUGUUCCAUUGGCAAGUGUUGGAUCAGCAGCAUAUUUGAUUGGACGAAACUUUCAAGAACUUAAACAUCUGCGGAUGCCAUCACCAUUAUCAAUGAUUGGGGCAGUAGCCAUCGACGUGGGACUUCAUUUGGGACGACUUGCAUAUCAAUUCAAUGUGGCGACAAAAGAAAGUCAAGAAAGGGCAGAAAUGUUAGCUUGGCGAUUAUUGGAACUUCGAAGGAAACAUGAUUAUUUACGUGUAGUGGGUCAUUCUCUUGGUUGUCGACAUAUUGUAGAGGCCUGUGGAUUAAUGCAACAGAAUGAAAGACCCAAUUCUAUUCAUCUUUGUGCACCAGCAUUAGUCAAAGAGGAUAUUUUACCAUGGAUUGAAAAUGGUACAGGUGGAUUAGGCAAAGAACAAACAUUGAUUUAUUAUUCUCACAAGGAUAUCACGUUGGGGAUUUUAUUAAGGAUUUUACUUGGUGGAACUCAAGCUGUUGGUGAAAUUGGAUUAUUGGAUUCAAGUCUGGACCCUACGGUAACAUUAAUCGAUGCUAGUAAAUCUCUUGGUGGAUAUUAUAUAGGUGCUCAUACUGAUUAUGCGAACAAAUUCCAUUAUUUUUGUUACCCCGGUGUUCCCCUUUCUCCUACAGUUUUAGAAAGUUAGUUUUAUAUAUAUAUAGAUUAGAUGAAAUGAAUCAGGCCACAUCACUAUUUGACACUCAGCCUAUAGUCGUCCAUGCAAAAUAAAAAAAAAAAGGGUUCUUGAUUUAGGUCCAUGAACUUUAUUUCAUACACGCUUUGUAGACUUUCUAUACACACACACAAAAUAAAGAUAUUAAUUUUAAUACCAG
Messenger RNA from Halteromyces radiatus, 1090 nucleotides. RefSeq lists its product as uncharacterized. The record is from RefSeq and is a predicted model, not a curated record. Bases 1 to 903 code for a protein of 300 amino acids. The transcript has 4 exons. Lineage: Eukaryota; Fungi; Mucoromycota; Mucoromycetes; Mucorales; Cunninghamellaceae.